Messenger RNA from Saccostrea echinata, 2594 nucleotides. RefSeq lists its product as uncharacterized. NCBI's taxonomy places the organism in Eukaryota, Metazoa, Mollusca, Bivalvia, Ostreida, Ostreidae. The record is from RefSeq and is a predicted model, not a curated record. The coding region runs from base 197 to 2593 and encodes 798 amino acids. The transcript has 2 exons.
AUUACAAAUUAUAGUGUGAUUUAGAUUGUGAAAUUCGAUACGGAUAUUGGAAUUCAUUCAUAUAUCCAUUCUGAAGAGCCAUCAAAGAAUAAACCAUGUAAGGAAAACGUCACUCCGAUUAUUUUAGGACGUGUCUUUGCAUAUCCUAUACUAGACAUUUUUGAUAACAGAAAGUAAAAUACAACGCAAAGUUACAAUGAAAUCUCCUACCAAAGGAAACUUUACACCGGACUUCUUUGAGUCAGAGUGUUCAAUUAAUUUUCCCGAUCCCAGUGAUACUGGAAUUGGACCAGCUCUCCGAGCUCUCAGUCAAGGCGGAAUAGCAAGUUUCGCACCAGAAGGCCAUACAUCUAGGUCCCUUCUGAUGAGGGCAGAGAUCGAGAGUGAAUGCAGUGAUGUACCAAGCAGACGUGGAAAUGGCGGAAACAUGUCAAGCAAUCUUGGCAGAUCAGAAUCUAGAGCAAAGAGUUCUAGUAGCAAAUCAGUGAUUUCGCUUUCUGAAAACAAGAAACCAACUCAAUCUAAGAACCAAGAGAGAACAUACUCAACACGAGGCAGUGGUCGUGUGAGUUCUUGUGCUAGCAUUCACACAGAAUCUGCACCAACUCCAAGGACUGCCAGCGUGGUUUCGGGAUAUAUCGCAAACAGCGAUACGCCAGUAAGAGGACAACGUAGCGUAUCUAUUACCUCUGCCAAUUCCCAGCUAGAUCUUACUAUAGAGGAAAAGGACAGGACCAUUUCUCCACUUUACAAGAGUCCAGCAUCUUCUUAUGCCACGCACUGCUCAGACAAUAUCCCAAGAUCUCUUGCCAGUCAAGUUUCGGUUAAGGACAACAGCAGCUCAAGAGCUUCAAUCAGUGGCCUUAUUUCACCAAAAGAAUAUGAGCUAAGUGGCUGCUCCUCUAUGAAAUUGAGUACAAGAGAUGAAAUCAUAGAAUGUAGAAGCCCUACACCGCAUUCAUCUCCAGUGAUUGGAAGGAAGGUAUCCUCUGACCAAGAGGUAAGCAUGCAGGAAAAGAUGAUAAAAACUAAAGUUGUAAUGAGAAAACUUUGCUCAGAAAUACCUAAGCCAGUUCCAUCAGAGUCUCCAACCAAGAGCUGCUCAUUCAACAAAUUUAAACAAAUACCUACCGGAACUACCAUGAAGAAACGUAAAAAUGGUGCACAUGGCAGACAAGGUAAUGAAACUGACAAAACUGUCAAAGGUCAAAAAGAUGGCAGAGCAAAAGGAAAAUGCAAUGACACCUUUAAUGUGCCCAAUAAAGGAGAAAAGAAGGCUGUGGAUACCGGCAAAGAGGCGAAAAAGAAAGUCAAACCAGCAGUGGCAAAGGCAAAGGAAGAGGACGUUGAGGUCAAGCUAACUGCUCUAGAGAGGAGAAAAGCUUAUGAGGCUAAAAGAAAAGCAGAACGUGUAAAGAAAGCAGAAAGCAAGAUGAAUGUCAAAAAGCAAGCAUCCGAACCACCUCGUGGAAGGAAGAUGGAGAGCAAGACGGGUGUCAAGAAGCUCGCAUCAGAUAAGACCCAAAUGAAUAUCACUGACAACAACAAAAGAAACAUGGAAGGCAAACAAUCCAAACAACCUGGUAACAAGAUCAAAAAGGCUGCUGAUGACUGCAACUAUGAGGAUGAUUUUGAAUCUGAUGAUGAGGAAAUUCGUUUAACAGACCCCAAAGUUGUUAACAGCCAGAAAAUUGAAGCCCACUAUCAGAAAUCCGAGGAUGAAGUAGCAAUGACAUCUGCCCAAGCUGCCAACAGAAAACAAAGCGGCAGACUAAAUGGAGAUGAUCAUCAUGGUGAUUACACUAAGAAUGUUCCCCACCUUAACAUUCUGACCCCAAGAGAAGUCCAAGAUUUAUACCUGGACAUGUACUAUCAAAACAGUGGACAGAUGAGCGGCAGGGCCAACCCAAACUCAGCCAGAUCAGAUGUAGAUUUUGAGUAUCUUAACCACCAACACACUGCUGCUUUGAAGCAAAGUACUUCCAGCUACAGCCCUAUGGUUAGAAAUCCUCAGUAUGAGUACACCUGCCCCAUGGCUAGAGACAUCCGCAAAGAGCUUGGAUAUGGAACAAUGGUUCUUGAUUACAAUCAAGUCGCCAGAAGAAACGCUGGUCGGGAAGACAUUCCUUCUUAUGAAAAUGGACAAUACUUUGUAAAACCCAAUCCCAGAAAGAAAACAACAGUUGGCUAUGUUCCUGGUUAUGGAGCAGUAAAGGUACCUACAGACAGCGGGCAAGCUGAUGUGAAGAAGAGAAACCAUUAUCCUUCGUAUACUGUUUAUCAUGUAGAUGGAACUGUAUCGAAUCCUAGAAAGAAGAACGUUGCAGGCUAUGUCCCAGGGUAUGGACCUGUACGAUGUGGUCCUGUUCCCACUGUUCGGGAAGUGUCCUCCGGAAGGGUUGUGCUUCCUCCAUUACAUCCCAUGCAGAACACACGUCAGUUUCAAGGUGACAUCCGGGCGGGAAGGCAGGGUCAGGGUAAAAGGAAGACUCUCGAUGUUUUGGAAUCUCGUGCCAAAGCUAAGCCAUUCAACACAUAUGUGGAUGAAGAGGCCUCCCGAAGAUUUGAGCGACAAUUUUCAAAGCGUUAUUAGA